CCAGCCCAAAGACCAUUAUCCAUUCGCACUACACAUCUCCUGGUCAUCCUCCACGAUCUUAAGAAUACUUAAAUAUGGGUGAGCUCUGUUGUUGCAAAUUUAUUUCCACGUUGUAUAGGCGCAAUUUACAGCUUCAUUUCACGUCUUUUUGGUUCGAGAGAAAGGCGGAUAUUGAUUUUAGGUCUUGACGGGGCGGGAAAAACGACAAUUCUCUACAGACUUCAAGUUGGAGAAGUUGUUACAACCAUUCCCACCAUUGGAUUCAAUGUCGAAACAGUUGUCUACAAAAAUCUGAAGUUUCAAGUUUGGGAUCUGGGAGGUCAGACAAGUAUUCGACCUUACUGGCGGUGCUACUAUUCCAACACGGACGCUAUAAUCUACGUGGUUGAUAGUAUGGAUCGUGAUCGUGUCGGCAUAUCGAAGCAGGAACUGGUUUCUAUGCUUGAGGAAGAAGAACUGCGCUCGGCCGUUUUAGUUGUUUUGGCGAAUAAACAAGAUAUCCCCGGUUGCAUGAGCAUCAGUGAAGUUGCGAACGCCCUCGGACUAGCAACAAUCAAGAAUAGGCGAUAUCAAAUAUUCCGGACGUCAGCUUUAAAAGGCGAAGGACUAAAUGAGGCAAUGGAUUGGCUAACGAACACCCUUACUGGGGCCAAGUAGGACAAAAUGAUUACCCUCCUUGUCUUCUGUGAAUACUCUGCAGUGUCACGUUUUGGAUUUGGUCUUACCUACGGUUUUUGUGAUGUGAGAUGUUUCUCGUGGCGCCAACUAGUGGGAUUUACUUUCAAGUUCAUGAGGUUGUUGUUCAUAUUGUGGGCUUUUUCAUACUUGGCUCUACGCACUAUUCGCCCAACGUGAAAGUUGGCUGUGAUAUUCGUCUUUGUCUUCCUCUAUUUCCAUCAAUAUAUUCAUCUAUACACGUUAUCGUCUUCUUCAAGGUUAUUCUACGAGCGUUGUCACUACUGCUUUGCACCAUGCUUCUAU
Molecule: messenger RNA, 981 nt
Organism: Opisthorchis viverrini
Lineage: Eukaryota; Metazoa; Platyhelminthes; Trematoda; Opisthorchiida; Opisthorchiidae
Exons: 4
Coding region: 394-657 (87 amino acids)
Biological process (GO): intracellular protein transport; vesicle-mediated transport
Cellular component (GO): Golgi apparatus; cytoplasm
Molecular function (GO): GTP binding; GTPase activity
Source: RefSeq, a predicted model, not a curated record